AUGACUGCCUUGACUUUCAACGAAGCUUCCUCUACAGCACCUGACGAAAGUGUAUUUCCUCAACACAAUGCCUCCAGUGUCCCAGGACAGCUUGAGAAUAAUAAUUCAGGCGGGAACAUUCAGCUCCCCACCCAGGAGAGAACCCCAACAGCAACCAGCCUGAGUCGCAGUGAGACCGUGCCCCCCGAGCCGACCCCCCUCCUCUCUCACUACGAAGGAUACACUCUGUUCAAGGCCGAUCCCGCCCCCGGACAGAAGACAUCCUGGAGCCUAGUGGAGCGAACCGAAAUGCACCUCAGCCAAAGGGAGCUCUUCAAAAUAGUCCAGAAAGGCGCGAAUAAGGUCUCUGCCGCACAACAGUACCAGAAUCUGUCCAGUCUCAGGCGAGCCCAUGUGAAUCAGCUGAUCUCUGAGAAAAGAAAAUGCGAUCCACAGGUCGAAUGGAGCUGCGUCUAUGCCAAAGAGCGCAGUAGACCCUCAAAGGCUCGCAAUGCUACCCGGAGCAGCGACUACGAAACUGUGUCCAUGGACAUUAUUCUCAUGAAGAGACCUGCAAGGACCCAGUCGUACCCGAGGACCGCCAUGGGGGAUUUGGUGGACCUCGCUGCACCUUUGGACCCCUACACAAGUACAGGAAAAGGCGAUGUGGUGCAAGGACCGCAGCCUCGACCAACACAGGUCACCGCACCUUUUACACAACUGGAUCUUGAGCAAGACCCUGGUACAAGGACUUUGCAUGGCAACGAUAAACCUGGACCUCAUCAUUCCGCAAAGGAGCAUGGUGAGCACUAUAGUAUCUCUGGUUUAGAGUUAGUUGUUCACACAGGCUCAGGACAUACAUCACUGAGAGGCGCGGAUCACAUAGUUCAAGCAGUGUCGACCGGGUCAUCUGUGUCUAGCAGUGACGAAGACGACGAGUCCGUGUUCUUUGAUCGGGCGGGAGAUAGUUCUGCGACAGAAGAUUCAGAAACAUGGGAUGGGGAGCGCCCAGAGCCCCGACGGGACGACGUUUACAACCGACAGAGGUCGUGCAGCCCCAACCGGUGCGAAUCGGGGUAUGGUCCUUUGUACCGCAGGCUGGCAAAGCACCGGGGCCGGGAAACAAGUCACGACAAGAACCACCCUCCACGCAGCCGAGUAGACAUGGCUUCUGCCAAGAGAGUAAGUCCUCUCCGACGAGUCGAACGAGAGGAUAACCCAUAUCGUGAAAAGCGGAUCCGGUUGGCACGAGGAGUUGAGAAUGACGUGCGCAGCCGGAUGCUAGACCACCGGGAGGCUCGAAUUGAGAGCUGGGAGAAGUUUGUGGAUUUCCAGGCCAGAAUGAUCCAGAAGACAAUUGAUGAGUCGCGGGAGUUGGAGCAUCGCAAGUCCUUUCGGGAGGCCCCGGUGGUGUGCAACUGUCCCUGCCGGCGCGCAAACAAUAAUGAGUCUGCCGAGUGA
Messenger RNA from Penicillium riverlandense, 1440 nucleotides. RefSeq lists its product as uncharacterized. The transcript has a single exon. The coding region runs from base 1 to 1440 and encodes 479 amino acids. The record is from RefSeq and is a predicted model, not a curated record. Lineage: Eukaryota; Fungi; Ascomycota; Eurotiomycetes; Eurotiales; Aspergillaceae.